CCAAGAUGCCUUUGGGUGGAGGAAGAAAAUGCUCCCGAUGCGGAAAGACAGUGUACGCUGCAGAAGAGAUAAAAACCAAUUCAUUCUCCUACCAUAAACUAUGUCAUAGAUGCUUCCUGUGUGACACCGGUUUGGACUCCAAGACGGUGUCUCCCCACGAUGAUGAACUCUACUGUAAGAAAUGCCAUGCCCGUAAGUUCGGCAUCAAGGGUAUCGGGUUUGGUAUAGGAGGAGGGGCCCUUGGCAUGGACGAAGGCGAACAACUCGGAAACGUUCCAGACCCAAGUCUAAGGGGAGCUCCAGCAAUAGCAGCAGCGUACGCCCAUUCCGAUCUGACGGGAGUCUCGGGGACCGGCGGUGACCGCUGCCCGAGGUGCGGCGGAUCUGUCUACGCCGCAGAAAAGAAAAUUGGAGCAAACAAUACUUGGCACUCUAAGUGUUUCACGUGCUUCAUGUGUAAUAAGCGGCUGGAUUCCACCACCUUGGCCGAUAAGGACGGCGAAAUCUUCUGUAAAGGAUGCUAUGGAAGGGGCUUCGGGCCUAAAGGAGUCGGCUUUGGCACGGGUGCCGGUUCGCUUGCAAUGGAUUAGACAAUGAAAAUUGGUAUUACAAUGAAACGUGUCCUGCCUGGACCAUCCCUUAAAUAUAGAUUUCUCGCUCCGCAACACAACGGAUUCAAGAACACAACAAAUAAAUUGAGGCUACCGUCAAAUGGCAAUAGACAGCUGGGAGGUCUCUGUUGGAAAUCGGGGAUCGGGAACAGCAGUUUCAUUCUAAGUUUCGGAGCUGACGAAAAAUUGCAAAUAUUGUGCCGUUUCUCCGGAGUGAACUAGGAAACUGCUGAUUAGAUUCACAAAUAUUCGACAAAAACCUUUUAGUUGUUCUUUGUCAUGGAGGGCGUUUGACAAUACCUUUUAUUUGUUCAAGAAUCCUCCGUACGAUGUGGAGCGAAUUAAAUCUCCCUCAUAUCACCUCUCCGGGAUCCACUCAUUAAUUAUUUUUAAGGGACUUCUCUAUCCGGUGCGUCCAAGAAAAAAAGGAAACCAAAAUUAUCGAGGUUUUAUCAUAACCUGAUCUCAAUGAUAAUAAAUGACACCUUGGUUUUUAAACUGCGCAAGUCGAUCUCUUAGCGCUUUGAAAUAUAAAUUAAGUGGACGAAAUGAUGAAGAAAUAAAGAAUCAUGUAAUUGGAAAGAAUAAUUGACCAUAUUUCACAAAUGCAAAAUCAAAUAAAACUUUUUGCAUUAGGAACAUCUACGAAUGAUAUACGUAAAUCUCAGUGCAUCCAAACUUUCUACAGUGUCGAUUUUGUUCUCGAAGUAAUCAGUGCAACCACAAUUGAAAAUAUUUUUUAAAUACAGUGAAAAUCACCAGCAUUUAUGUAAUAUAGAAUUAUUUAAAAGUGGAACCAUGUGAAAGAAGUAAUGAAAGAGCUGAACAAGGAACUGUACAUGCUCAGCAGAAUGAUAUCAUAUAAUCUUCCUGAACGUGAUUUGUUAACACUAUAUGGCCUAUACAGUGCGUCCCAGAAAAAAGAAACCGGAAUUCCCACAUUUUUUUCUCUUUAAAGGCAUAAUAAUUAUGAUAUUUCAUUACAUCAUCAUCUAAUUCGAUUAUCCCUCUGUCAUGUUGAUACCUUACAUGUGACGAACACUUCACGCAUUAAUGGGUAAGAAGAGUUUGAAAUUUUAAUGUCAAAGUCAUGUUGCGCAGAAAAGUUUAACAAGAUUUAGAUUUAGAUUUAUUCAUUUUCCGUUCACAAAGCAUAACAAAAUCAAACGAUAUAUAGUCAAAUUUAAAGUACAACAUCAAUCGGAAUACGGUAUAAACAAUGAGAACUAAUGCGAACUAAAGUAACUUUGACUAUAAUAACUAUAUAAAACAGAACGGAGGGGCUUGCCAAGAAAAGCAAAGCUUGUAUGAGAGGCAAGCCCCCGUAACUUAGUUUCAGUACGUAUAUUACAGAUUGGUUCGUGGUCACCUGUGCUUAUUCGACGAUUGGCUCAUCAACAUUUUCUUUUGCAUUCUUUGUUAAGUUUCUCUCACUGAUCCCUGAAAAUGAAAGUGCAUUCGGGUUAACACGUGUUUUUCUUCGCAAAUCGUUUCUGUUAGGCCUCAAUAUUUAUUGUUUGUAAUCUGCCAUGCGUGGAUGAUUUGCUAAGCCGUUGGUCUUACAUUAAGAUGAUAUUCCACUCUUGCCAUAAGUAUCAAUCCAUCCUAAAACGUUUAAUAGUUGUGAAAUUUAUCUCUGAAGAAAGGGUUUCCUAUUUUUGUGGGACGCACUGUAUAUGUAAGAAUGCUCCCGCGUCCCCUAUUAAACCUGCAAACAAUAUAGAGCACCAUUAAUCUAUCGAAAAUGAUAAUGUCGAAGCCAAUUGAGAUAGAUGACUUACGCUUUCACCACAGUUUAUAAUCCUUGACGAAACUGAAAAUUAUCUGUAAUUUCCUUGCUCGUCGAUUCACCAUUCAUGCACGUGAUACCAGUUGAAUAUAUUAAGGUAUUUUCAAGUAUAAAAUUAAUUACGAUUUAUGACAUAUUUAUGAAGGUAGGUUGUAAUCUGGUACAUUAUCGAGAAAAGAAAGGAAGAUUAAUUUAUCAAUACAAUGUGUCCGGUGACAUUCGAAUGUCAGGUUAUUGC
Lytechinus pictus (painted urchin) is the source of this 2638-nucleotide messenger RNA. RefSeq names its product cysteine and glycine-rich protein 1-like. Gene Ontology annotation, molecular function: actinin binding; structural constituent of muscle. The transcript has 6 exons. The record is from RefSeq and is a predicted model, not a curated record. Gene Ontology annotation, cellular component: nucleus; Z disc; cytoplasm. Gene Ontology annotation, biological process: sarcomere organization; muscle tissue development. The coding region runs from base 6 to 590 and encodes 194 amino acids. NCBI's taxonomy places the organism in Eukaryota, Metazoa, Echinodermata, Echinoidea, Temnopleuroida, Toxopneustidae.